AUGCUGCAGCGAUACGAGCUGCAGAAUGUUCCAGAUGGGUGGAUGCGACAGUCUGGUCCGGCAACAUCAACCCCAACGAAAUUCUGGUUGGCGAUGCGCAGGUCCAACGUCUCUCAGUUUGAGGAGCAGGUGAUAGCGCGGUCAACUCCUGGCCAUCCUGAAUAUGGCCGCCAUCUAACCAGAGAGGAGCUCCGGGCGUCUAUGCGCCCUUCGGAGGAGGCUGCUGCCAAAGUCCGUUCAUGGUUAGAAUGGGAACAUGUGCCGGCCGAGUCCAUCGAAGAUCGAGGCGACUGGCUUGCGUUCACUAUUCCAUUAUCGCAGGCCGAGUCAAUGAUGAAAACGCAAUUCAACUAUUUCUACCAGCCUAGGACACAGACAACAACAAUCCGAACGCUCGCAUACUCCGUCCCAGAGGAUGUUCGUCCGUUUGUCAAGCUUAUUCAGCCUACAACACGGUUCGGAUCUCCCCAAGCCCAGGACAGUCCGGAAACCUUUGUGCCUGUUGCGCUCACUGCAGAAGACCUCGCUGGCAAUUGCUCGAGGACAGUGACUCCCGCUUGUCUGCGCCAGCUCUAUGGGAUCAAUGAUACCGAGAUAACACCCGACCCACGCAACCGGCUGGGUGUCUCGGGCUUCUUGGAGGAAUAUGCACGGUAUGACGAUCUGGAGCAAUUCCUUGCAGAAUAUGCUCCGAAUCAGGCCGAUGCCAAAUUCUCCGUCGUGUCCAUCAAUGGUGGGCGCAACCUACAGUACUCGCUCAGUCCGUCUAGUGAGGCCGCCCUUGACAUCCAAUACGCUCUAUCACUGUCCUACCACGCGUCUGCUGUGUACUAUACUACCGCAGGGCGUGGGCCGAUGGUGCAAGAGUCCGGGAUGCUGACUAUAGCUGACUCAACGAAUGAGCCCUAUCUCGAGCAACUGCACUACCUCCUUGACCUCCCUGACAAAGAUCUCCCGGCGGUUCUUAGCACGUCCUACGGGGAAGAAGAGCCAUUUGUACCCGCGGCAUACGCAGAGGCUGUCUGCAACCUCUUUGCGCAGUUGGGGGCCCGGGGAGUAUCUGUCAUCUUCAGCAGUGGUGAUUGGGGGCCUGGAGAUACAUGUAUGACCCAUGAUGGUACACGUCGGACUCGGUUCCAGCCCGUCUUCCCAGCGUCGUGUCCGUUUGUCACGUCGGUGGGCGGUACGGAAGGGAUGGAACCCGAGUCUGCCAUAUCUUUCUCAGGAGGCGGCUUCUCGGAUAUCUUCGCUCGACCCUCCUAUCAGGAUGCGGAUGUCACGAGCUAUUUGCAAAGCCUGGGGAACAUCUAUGAAGGGCUUUACAAUCCACUGGGACGCGGCAUCCCUGAUGUCUCCACCCAGGCCAAUAAUUUUGUGCUUCGGGAUCAUGGUGAGUGGAUGAAGACUGGGGGUACCAGUGCUGCGGCGCCUGUCUUUGCCGCCAUAAUCUCUCGACUGAAUGCAGCGCGUCUGGAGCAAGGCAAGUCCACACUGGGCUUCUUGAACCCAUGGCUAUACUCUCUCAAACAGAGGGGAUUUACGGAUAUCGUCGAUGGAGGAUCAGUUGGCUGUGACAAACCCACUGGAGCGCAAGUUCCGUAUGCCGGGUGGAAUGCGACUCCAGGCUGGGACCCCGUGACGGGGUUGGGAACACCAUACUAUGAGACUCUAUUGGAGCUUGCAUUGGAAGCUUAGUUACAC
Aspergillus uvarum CBS 121591 is the source of this 1701-nucleotide messenger RNA. RefSeq names its product S53 family peptidase. Lineage: Eukaryota; Fungi; Ascomycota; Eurotiomycetes; Eurotiales; Aspergillaceae. The record is from RefSeq and is a predicted model, not a curated record. Gene Ontology annotation, molecular function: tripeptidyl-peptidase activity; serine-type endopeptidase activity. Gene Ontology annotation, biological process: proteolysis. The transcript has 3 exons. Bases 1 to 1695 code for a protein of 564 amino acids.